This is a messenger RNA of Drosophila santomea, 489 nucleotides long. RefSeq lists its product as uncharacterized. The transcript is spliced from 2 exons. The coding region runs from base 224 to 355 and encodes 43 amino acids. Lineage: Eukaryota; Metazoa; Arthropoda; Insecta; Diptera; Drosophilidae. The record is from RefSeq and is a predicted model, not a curated record.
GACAGCUAAGAAAAAUUUCAAAGCGCUACGUUUGAAUAAUUGUAUAUCACGAAAAAGAAGGUUUCCAUCUACUAAAGCACAACAGAGUAUCAGAUACUUUAAGAUAUUGGUACAGCCAACUAAAAAUAUUUCUUUAACAGUCAAUAAGCUCAGGCUUAUUUGAUUUUCUAGUCACACCACAAACUUAUAAACUACCCAUAGUGACGAGGAGGACGUUUGGAGAAUGAAUCAUAGGAGGACGCCCUGCACCCCACUGAACACCACCGCAACCACAAUGAAGAAAUGUGUAAUUGCCUGUUCGUCUAUCGGUUCUCCGUCAACGUCGUGCUGUUCUCAUUGGCCACGAUUAUCCUGAUUCUUCGCAUGGUGAGCUGAUCCAGGAUGGGCGCAGAGGAUCCCCUUCCAGCCGGCAAAUUCUUGUUUCUUAUUAUCUUUUUUAAAAAAAAUCCUCACAAAGCGCACGAAUAAAUGUUUGUUGAGCUGUGGAAA